Molecule: messenger RNA, 474 nt
Organism: Rotaria socialis
Lineage: Eukaryota; Metazoa; Rotifera; Eurotatoria; Philodinida; Philodinidae
Source: the annotation of a GenBank genome assembly
AUGUCUAUAUACGUCGAUAUGGGGAAAUUUGAAGCUACAAAGACAUUGAUCCAUACUGAUUCUAUUGCGACCUGUCAUGUUCUUCUUCUUGAUGGGCUUUAUUAUGCUGUUCCAUUUGCAUACAUGCAUCAUAAUUCAUAUGCAAUUGCUACAAAUAGAAUAGCAAAUGAUCUAAAAUCAUUGUUGGGUUCUCUGAUGGACAAACUUUGUACUAGCGUUGGAAACAUAAUGAAAAAACCAAUAAAAUUGAAAAAUUUUAACGAUUUACGGCUCUUCAUUUUUGGUGGUGCUAUUUAUGAAGAAGACCAUGAACGAGAGGCAUAUUCUCUCUUAAUAAAUCCAUCUGCAUCUAUGUAUGAACAUUUGGCAACUAUCCUAGAUACAAAUGGUAUCAACUUCUACCACAAACUCGUAAAUCAGACGGUCAUCUUAAAGGCAAUAACAUAUGAAGCACCUUCAGCUUCAGAUGAGUAG